AUGGCGAGCCUGACCGAUCAGAAGAGGAAGAGCGUCGUCGUCGUCGGCGGAGGCGGCGCAGGGUCGGCCGUCGCCCGACAGCUCUCCAAGAAGCUCGACCCCGCGCGGCACUCGCUCACGCUCAUCACUGCGCGCCCGUUCUACGUUCAUCUGCCGGCGAGCCUCCGCAUGGCCGUCACCGCCGAGGGCAAGCUCGAGGACCAGAUCCUGAAGCCGUACGACGCGCUCGUUCCGGCGCGCGUGGGCGGGGUCAGAGUCGCGCGGGUCGUGGGGGUUGAGAAGGCGGCUGCGAAGGACGCGGAAGACGCGAGCGCGCCGCUGGGCGGGUGGGUGCUGCUGCAGGGUGGGGAGAAGGUGUGGUACGACGUGCUCGUGGUUGCGCCUGGGAUGCGGUGGGAGGGCCCGCUUGCGUAUCCGGACUCGGGGGAAGAGAUACUGGCCUUUAUCGGGCAAUGGCGGACGAAGAUCGAGGACGCGAAGGAGAUCGUCUUGGCCGGUGGUGGUCCGGUCAACGUCGAACUCGCUGGUGAGAUCAAGGAAUAUUGGCCGGAGAAGAAGGUCCAUAUUGUCCAGAGCGGUGAUCUCCCGCUUAACAAGGUAUAUCCAGAUCACUUCCGCAGGCGCGUUCAGCAAGAGAUAGAAGCUCGCGGCGUGAAUUUUAGAUUUGACGACCGUCUCGACGAGUUAGCGCCCGUAGAUGGCGUCGUUCACACUCGCAAAGGCAAAGUCAUACCAGCAGAUCUCGUCCUCAGUUGCCGCGGUGGAACUCCAAAUACCAAGUUCUUGGAGUCCUUGGGACCAGACGUCCUCACCGAGUGGGGUUUCGUGCGCGUGAUGCCCUCUCUCGAGCUCCAAAACCAACCAGGGAUAUUCUGCGCCGGCGACGUCCUCGAUAAUCCGGAGCGCAGCAAGCUGCGCGCAUGCUGGAAUCACGCCGCCGUCAUCGUCCGAAACGUGCUGGACCGGUUGGACGGAAAGCCUGUGCUCGAGGCGAAGUACAAGUGCGGUCGCGAGUUCAUCGGUAUCUCCAUGGGAAAGAGCGGGGGAGUGUCAUAUGUUGGCAUUUUGUGGGGGAUCAUCUUGGGGAACUGGAUCACGGCACUGUUCAAAUCGCGAACGCUUGGGGUUCGGAUGUUGAAGUAUUAUUUCUGA
Messenger RNA from Heterobasidion irregulare TC 32-1, 1152 nucleotides. RefSeq lists its product as uncharacterized. The transcript has 5 exons. Gene Ontology annotation, cellular component: cytoplasm. NCBI's taxonomy places the organism in Eukaryota, Fungi, Basidiomycota, Agaricomycetes, Russulales, Bondarzewiaceae. The record is from RefSeq and is a predicted model, not a curated record. Bases 1 to 1152 code for a protein of 383 amino acids. Gene Ontology annotation, molecular function: electron-transferring-flavoprotein dehydrogenase activity; flavin adenine dinucleotide binding.